UGGGAACAAUAUUUGGUGUACACAAUCGGCUUCAUAUGGCAGCAGGAAUGUUGCUAUCUAGCUAUUUAAUCAUAGCUCAAACAUCAUCUCUUCGAAACGAAAAUACUACCAGUUAUAAUAAUGGUAAUACGAUUACAGAUGCAGAAGAAGAGACGGAAAAAAUCAGUCCAUUUUGGUCAUUUAAUGACUCCGUUGACUUGACAAAAUAUGAACAAUUUGAUCAUCAACGUUUUAUAGAGACUGUGUUGGAUCCUGAAUUAGUCCAACCAACGACAUCUGCUGUGCCAAAAAUAAAGACACCUCCACAUACAAGACGGAGAAAUUCCACUAAAAUUCAACAACCAAUAUCGCCUCCAGUAUUUGAGGGUCCAGCAAUGUCUAACGUGACAGCUAGAUUGGGCGAGAGCACGUUUCUAUACUGCACAGUCCAAAACCUGCAACAAAGACCGGUAUCGUGGGUUCGUCGUCGAGAUUGGCAUAUACUAAGCUCCGGUGUUUUUAUGUACACAAAUGAUGACAGAUUUCAUGUAAUGCAUGCAGACAACGCAGAUAAUUGGGAUUUACAGAUCAAAUAUGUACAAAAGAGAGAUGCUGGUUCAUAUGAAUGCCAAGUGGCGAUGGGAACGGGUAUUGCUUCGCAUUACUAUAAUUUGGAUGUAAUUGUACCAACGGCUCGAAUUUUAGGAAGAGAAGAGUACCAUAUUGGCAAAGGAAGCACAAUAAAUCUUAUCUGUGUCAUUGAAAAUGGAUCCUCGUCAACAAGGAAUGUCGUUUGGGUUCAUAAUGGAAUUCCUAUAUAUAAUACUCAAAAUAACAAGAAAGAUGAUCCAGGUCCUAUAAUGGUAACUACGGAAGUCAUACAACCUGACAAUACCAUUCAGAGUAGGUUAUUUAUCCGAGGGGCAUCUCCGUCAGCUUUGGGAAAUUACACAUGCACAGCGCCGUACACUGAACCUGACACGGUCAAUGUUUACGUGAGCGAAGAAGGAGACAAUAUCGCUGCAAUUCAAAGACACGGAACAUCAUCGGGUGCAUCUUGUGUUUUGACAAUAAACACUGUAUUUCCAAUGAUAGUUGUAUUACAGAGGAUUAUCAAAUUCGUUUGAACUGAAUAGUUUUGUACAUAAU
Molecule: messenger RNA, 1128 nt
Organism: Myzus persicae (green peach aphid)
Lineage: Eukaryota; Metazoa; Arthropoda; Insecta; Hemiptera; Aphididae
Product: hemicentin-1-like
Exons: 7
Coding region: 36-1106 (356 amino acids)
Biological process (GO): synapse organization
Cellular component (GO): neuron projection membrane
Source: RefSeq, a predicted model, not a curated record